CCGGCGAGCUGCAGCCUGUGCAGUCCCGUCCGUGGCUGCGUCCGCAAGCAUGGCCGGCCUAGGGCGGCCUGGCCCGGGGUCGCGCACCGCGAUGCCCGCCUGGAAGCGGGAGAUCCUUGAGCGGAGGCGAGCUAAACUGGCCGCCCUGAGCGGAGGCCCGGGACCCGGAGCGGCGCCGGAGGGACAGAACGAGAAGCUGGUUCUGGCGGAGAGUCUGGGUCCGCUGAGCGAGAACCCCUUCAUGCGACUUGAAUCGGAGCGGCGGCGAGGGGCACGGCCCGCGCAGCAGCUGCUGGAGCUGUACCGUCGCGUGCCGGGCGUGCGUACCAUCCGAGCCGACAACAUCCUCAUCAUCGAGUCAACUCCUGGCUUCCCGCCCGCCGUGCCGCCCGCUGCGGGCAUCCGCGCUGCCGAGGUAGUGGUGUACGAGGCGCCUCAGGAGGCGCCUCAACCGGGCCGUGUCAGCCGACUGCUGGAGAAGUUCGACUCGUCGGCCGCCCCCCGCAGCCGCGGGAGCCCGGAGCGCUCCAGCUCUGGGCUUCCGCAGCUUCCCGUGGCGCCUCCAUCUACUGCCACGCGCGCUCCCACCAAUCGGUCGUUGGCUUCUGCCCCGUCGGUGCGUCUCAGCCAGCCCGCACUCCCUGUUUCGCCUGUUCCCGUUGCCCCGCGCGCGGGUCAGCGCUCCGCCUGUUGCGAGCCCGCGCACCCGGAUGGUACCGCGGGCUCUGGGACCCGGCGCUGCGACUUCCUACAGAAGACCGGCAGCAACUCCUUCACUGUCCACCCCCGGGGCCUGCCCCGCGGUGCGGUCAAUCACUCGCUUUCUAAUGGACCCGUGACCCAGAAGUUCCCGGCCGGCCCUGUCAAUGGGUUGUCGGGCUCUCCUCCUGUUCCGGGCAAGUGGAAGCCAAAGGUGGAGUCAGGGGAACCCUCCCUCCACUCACCCCCAAGCCCUGGGACCCCAAGUGCCACUCCGGUUGGGCCCCCUGCCUUGCCGGCGCCCAGCCCAGCCAGUGCCACUCCCAACCAGCGCCGGUGGGUCUCCUCUGCCACCAGCGCCAAUGACUCCUUCGAAAUAAGGCCAGCCCCCAAGCCAGAUGUGGAAACUAUCCCAAUUGGGGACCUUCAGGCCAGGGCCCUGGCCAACCUCCGUGUUAACUCCCGCAACUCCUUCGUGUUAAUCCCCAAGCGCAAGGCCCUUGGUAACCAUCCUAAAGAGGGGAAGCAGUCAGAGGAGCCAAACCGGGAGGUAGGCUGGACCUCUCAGAGCCAGGGGCUCAGAGCCCAGUCGGUGUCUACAGUGGAUGGUGCACCUGUCCUAGAGAGGAAUACCCUGACUGCUGAGAUGCAGUGGGCAGCUAGGGAGGAGGGCUGUCCCCGGACAGCCACCGCUGUCACAGACAGGUCUGUUAGGUGGCAGCAGUCAUCCUCACCGUCUCCAUUCCUACCAACCACUGUUGAAGCAGAGCCGACUGAGGGCUUGGUUCCUGGCUUGGCCAAGAACCGUCAGGAGCCUGGGCGGCCAGGACUUCCAGUCACCUUCAUUGAUGAAGUAGACUCAGAAGAGGAGCCCUCCCAAGAAGCCCAACUGCCCUCCUCAGCAGUUGAUGGGCCCCCCCAGUACCACCUGCACCUUGCCAGGCCUGGGCACACCGCAGAGCUUCCAAACAGAGGCAGCAACACUUUCAUAGUGGUGCCCAAGAGGAAGCCAGAGACGCUUCAGGAGCCACACUUCAGUCCGGCCAAUGGGCAGUCCCAGCAGCAGGAGGCUGAGGAACAGGACACUGACAGCCUCUCAGGACCCCACCCUGCCCUGAAGAACACCCUUAAGAAACGCUACCCCACUGUACAUGAGAUUGAAGUGAUCGGUGGUUACCUGGCCCUGCAGAAGUCUUGCCUCAUCAAGGCUGGCUCUUCCAGAAAAAAGAUGAAGAUCUCCUUCAAUGACAAGAGCCUGCACACAACAUUUGAAUACCCUUCUGAGAGCUCCCUGGCCCAAGAAGAAGCGGAGGAGGAGGAGGAGGAGGAAGAAGAAGAUGGUGAGGUGGAGGAAGUAGGGCUUGACUCAGAGAAGUCCUUUUCCCUCUUCCUGCCCCGGGCCACAUUUGUAAGCAGUGUGGGACCUGAGAGCCCCCGACUACCAGAUGGCAGCUCAGGCCUGUCCAGCUACACUCCCAAGCAUUCCAUGGCCUUCAGCAAGUGGCAGGAGCAGACACUGAUGCAGGCUCCAAGUGAGGUGGAACUCCCACCGAAGGAGGUCAUGCUCACACCUGCCAGUCAGAAUGAUCUCUCGGACUUCCGCAGCGAGCCAGCACUCUAUUUCUGACCCCGGAGCUGCCAGGAUGGCUAAGACUUAGCCCCAGGUGUGGUGGUUCUGGAAGCCAGUCAAUGCCCAGGAGCCCUGACCUUAUUCUGUACCCUUCCAUCUGGCUCUUUGGACCUUCCUCUCUCCCUGUCACCUUCUACCUUUAGGUUCAGGUCUGAAUCUCACUCCCCUUUGGGGGUGCCAAGGAAGAACAGGUGGGAAUUGCCUAUGGGACAGGCUGACAUCUGUCCAUAACAUCCCAUCUGUGAUGAGGUAGGGAGCCUGAACAGACCUUGCACCAGAGUGCUGUCUGUCCUGCCUCUUGGCUCCUACCUUCUGGGGAGGGGCCACUGUCAGGAGUGAGAGGCUGUCCCAGCUAUUUGCUCUUUGUUGAAUGAACCCCAAGCUCCUGUCCUCAGCCCCUGAUUCUACUAUGGUUGCACCCUUCAUGACAGAUAGGGUAUUUUUUUUUCCUUUCUGAUAUUGGACUCAAUAAACAACACUGUAACAAG
Arvicola amphibius (Eurasian water vole) is the source of this 2817-nucleotide messenger RNA. RefSeq names its product taperin (gene Tprn). Gene Ontology annotation, cellular component: stereocilium base. The coding region runs from base 50 to 2326 and encodes 758 amino acids. NCBI's taxonomy places the organism in Eukaryota, Metazoa, Chordata, Mammalia, Rodentia, Cricetidae. The transcript has 4 exons. Gene Ontology annotation, molecular function: phosphatase binding. The record is from RefSeq and is a predicted model, not a curated record. Gene Ontology annotation, biological process: auditory receptor cell stereocilium organization; stereocilium maintenance; sensory perception of sound.